AUGGCGACCGUCCAAGCUUUCAGGGAAUGGUUUUGGAAUGAAAGGGUGUGGCUACCCGGGAAUGUUACAUGGGAAGACUUCGAAAAUCCCCCACCCGGUGAAUAUUACCCAUUAGAAAGACAUAUUCUCCUUCCAAGCUUCUUCCUAGGUGUCCUUCUGCUUGGAGUUCGUUUUGUUUAUGAAAGAUGUUUGGUGGUCCCGUUUGCCAAGUACAUGGGUCUGACCUUCAAGAAGCAAUACUCUGUAGAGGUGAACCCCACUCUGGAAGCUACAUAUUCUUCUGUCAAGUAUCCUGAACAGCAACAAGCCCAGCAACAAUGUUGUUUUGUUUAUCAACAGGAAUUGUCCAAGAAGACAAGCCUGACAGUACGGCAGAUACAAAGAUGGUUCAGACACCGACGCAGUCAAGAAAUGCCGGGCAGGAUGAAAAAGUUCAGGGAAUGCAGCUGGCACUUCCUUUUCUACUCCGUCAGCUUCUUCGCUGGCCUGUAUGUUCUGUGGGAUAAACCCUACUUCUGGGAUUCUAAGUAUUGCUGGAUAUCCAGUGGAAGACAGCAUGUUCCCAAUGAUGUCUACUGGUACUACACAAUAGAACUGGGAUUCUACUGGAACCUUGUGUUUACACUGGUAACAGACCACAAGAGGAAGGAUUUCAAAGAACUUGUUGUCCACCACAUUGUCACCAUUUUGCUCAUCUACUUUUCAUUUGCUGCAAACCAGAUUCGCAUCGGAACCCUCGUCUUGCUUGUUCAUGAUGCUGUUGACUUCUGGAUGGCCGGAGCUAAAAUGGCCAACUAUGUGAAGAAAGCCACCCUUACAGAUGUACUGUUUGGGGUCUUUUUAGUUGUGUGGUUAAUUACCAGGACAUAUAUCUACCCAUUCAGGAUUGUACGCUCAGCGACCUUUACAUCUCUGGAGUAUAAUGCUAUCUGGCCAGCUUACUGGUUCCUCAACAUACUGCUCUGGAUCCUGCAGGUUCUUCAUAUCAUCUGGACUUACUUAAUCUUUCGCAUUGUGGCCACAAAGUUCACAGGCGAUAAGAAGCUCAAAGACCUCAGUAGUGACACAGAAGAUUCCACGGGUGGGGAGGAGGAGGAUGAUACAAAGAAAGAAAGGAAAAUCGAAGCCAAUGGUUCUCCAGGAUGGAGCAGGAGUCCGAAAGCUGCUGACACCAGGAAGAAACGAAGGGCAUAA
This is a messenger RNA of Ylistrum balloti, 1194 nucleotides long. Its product is annotated as ceramide synthase 2-like. Gene Ontology annotation, biological process: ceramide biosynthetic process. Gene Ontology annotation, cellular component: membrane. Lineage: Eukaryota; Metazoa; Mollusca; Bivalvia; Pectinida; Pectinidae. Gene Ontology annotation, molecular function: sphingosine N-acyltransferase activity; DNA binding. The transcript has 9 exons. The coding region runs from base 1 to 1194 and encodes 397 amino acids. The record is from RefSeq and is a predicted model, not a curated record.